AUGAAGCCACCUAGUGUAGCACAAUUUAUGUACGUCUUCUUGUUUCGAAAUACAAAUCCAGAAGUCAUAAUAACUCAUUUUUCUUACCGAGGAUCCGUUCCAGAAACAGCUCAAGCAUGUGUUAUAAACAAUUUUACUUUGUCCAACGGAUCCGGACAUUUAUGUGCUCCGUAUUGUCACAAUGACUUUCUUUGUAAUGCUUUUGACAUUUGUUUCACAAAGGGGCAGCAUGUGUGCCGUCUCCGCUAUGGAAAAAUGGAAGUGUUUCCGCAUUCCACUUCAGACUGUGCUUACUUUGAGGUGGUUCCGGAAUUAAGCUGCCCUGAGGGAUUCUUUCUACGAUCUAGAGGAGUCUGUAAAAACAACAAUCUGGCCUUAAAAAGCCCUGUUAUUAUGAGCUCUGUAUUUGACGAUCCUGAUUAUGCCGACUUUCGACAUGGUGACGGUAGUUUCGCAGUGAAUGGAGAAGUGAGGUCUGACGACAAAGAGUGCGCUCAUACUAACGAAGAAUCUCAGCCUUGGUUGACAGUAGAUUUACUCGACCAGUUUUACGUCAGACGGGUUGUAUUUGUAAACAGAAAAAUAUGGGAGGGGCGUUUGCACGAUUUGAACGUUACCGUUGGAACAACUAACAUGGCCUUCAUCUGUUUCUGUGGAUUCUUUAUUGGUCCUGGAACGUCCCAUCAGAGGGUGGAUAUGGCGUGUGAAGAAAAUUGUAGAGGGCGCUACGUACGUCUGCAAAUAACAACCCCUGUUCCGGAGUUUUUACAGCUGUGCGAAAUUGAAGUCUACAGUGAUUGCAAUAUCUAAUCUCAUAUUAAUAUCUAUAGCGAAAUAAUAUUUACGUAAACUAUUGCUUUUUAUAUCAAAAGUGUAAAAGUUUG
This is a messenger RNA of Saccostrea echinata, 884 nucleotides long. RefSeq lists its product as uncharacterized. Lineage: Eukaryota; Metazoa; Mollusca; Bivalvia; Ostreida; Ostreidae. Bases 1 to 810 code for a protein of 269 amino acids. The transcript is spliced from 4 exons. The record is from RefSeq and is a predicted model, not a curated record.